UUUUAAUAUGACUUCAUUAAAUGAUGUCAUUAUACCUUACCUAAUGUAUGAUUUGUCCUUGAAAAUUCUUAACAAAUUUAGUAAUUUUUUUAUAAAAAAAUUCAUGCACAGUUGAUGUCCACCUCCACCCUAUAUAUAAAGGCCUUUGCAGUCCCAAACCGAAACAAAGCAAAGUGCUAUCUGCUUAUACACUACAGCUCCUGAUUACCGCAUCCCAAAUAUAUGGAGACAGUGACCACACUGACCACACUGUCCUCAAAGACAUCGGAAAAUCUGUUCAAUGAAAUUCUUGCAACCCAUGUCAAAGAUGACGACCGAGCAGUUGAUCUCCAGCCCAUUAUGCACAUCAUGGAGAAAAUUUUGCAUGAUGUUGACCGAGUCAUCAAUGGUACACAUGGAGGCACGGUUACGUUGAAGAAAAACACCACCCUGCUUACCUUUGAUAAUGGCAUGCAUGAAGCAAUAUUGGCUGAUAUUCUCAAUGUCUCUGGCGAGUUAUCAUGCAAUUGCCUUGUAGGAGAAAAUGCGCAUGCAACAACAGUAAAGCUGCUGGAAACGCUUAAAACCUAUUCAUGGAACACAAAAAUGGUGCUAGCCUUAGCUGCUUUUACUGCGAAUCUGGGGGAGUUUUGGCUGCUUCUUCAGCGCGGCAACAACAAUUCGCUUGCCAAAUCUGUGGCUUUCCUUAGGCAAGUUCCAGAAAUCGAACGUUUGAACCCACUGAGAGAUGGAGUCACUAAACUCGUCCAGGCCAUAAGGAAUUUAGCAAAGUGCAACGCUAAGUUCAUGACAAAGCUACACUCUUGGUAUUUUUCUAAAGAGACCCAGCCAAUCUCAGAAGCCAAGGUGGAAAUCAUUCGAGCUACAUAUUGGACCAUUAACAGCGUUGUACAAAUUGCAAGCCUUUUAGGCUGGAGAAACAAGAACACUUCAUUAACCACGGAGGCUGGGAAAACAUUGAUAAUUCAAUUGGAAAAUGAUGUCAGUCAGAUCUAUGAUAUCCUUAAACAUCAUUUAAAACAAUGCAAAGACUAUAUCGGUAAGGAGAUAGGAGAUGCUUAUAAAACCCUGCUGAUACUUAUGCAAAGACCAGGAGGGGGAGACAUUGUGAAAAUUCUCGACAGAUUCCUUCGCCGCGAUGGUAUCGAUAAGGUUGAUAUUGAGAAACUGAGAAGCAAGCAUGUGUUAUUCCUCAUAACAGAUCUUGACAUCUCCCUUGAAGAAAUUACAGUUCUCAAUGAGUUGUACCAAAAGACAGAGAGCUAUGAAAUCGUAUGGCUCCCAGUUGUGGACGGGCUUUACAACAAGAAAAGGUUUUUGGAACUGAAAGCAUCAAUGAAAUGGUAUACUGAUGUGCCCGCCAUUCUUGAACCAGCAGUCAUUAAAUACAUCAAGGAGGUUUGGCAUUUUAUUAAGAAUCCAAUUGCGGUGUCCUUGACUUCGGAAGGUGAGGUGACAUGCCAAAAUGCACUCCCCUUGUUGUGGACGUGGGGAAAUGAGGCCUUUCCUUUCAUUGCUGAGAAAGAGAAAAAUCUCUGGCAUAACAGAUAUGGCUGGAGACUUGACUUCCUUAUCGAUGAUCUGAUUGAUCCGGAGUUACGAAAAUGGAUUAUUGAAGGAAAACUGAUAUGCUUGUACGGUGGUGGAAGUAUUGACUGGAUCCUGCAGUUCACUACCGCAAUAAAAGUUGUUCUUGCAAGGAUUGGAGUAACUGUAGAAAUGGUUUACGUGGGAAAGAACAACGCCAAGGAGUGGACCGGAAAGGUGACUGCAGAGCUGCACAGUCACAACUUGCGCGUUCUGAAAUCCGAGAGGCAUUUCUGGGCUCGACUGCAGAGCAUGUUGUACUUGUACACAAAAAUGAGGCAGGGCAAGGGACUGAGUAGAGAUGAUUCCUUUAUGCAGGAGGUUAUGAAAAUACUUGCCUUCGAUGGCAGUGAAGGAGGAUGGACUUUGUUCUGUAAGGGAGCAGAUGUGAUAGUGAGGUUGGAAGGAGAAACAGCUCUGAACAUUAUAUGGAAAUACGCUGAUUGGGAAAACUAUGCUAAGAAGCAUGGUUUUCUCGAAGGACUUAACUAUUACAUGGAAGAUCAGAACAUCCCGCACAGCUGCGUCCAACUGAAACUGCCUUUUAUCAGUUCGGAAAUCCCAGGGAAGGUACAAUGCUGUGAAUGUGGCAAGGAAAUGGAGAUGUAUUACAUGUAUCGCUGCUGCAAACAGUAAUAGCUAGCAUCUAUCUACCAAGUUUGGGAAGGACAGAUUGAUUCUGAUAAAGAUGAUGAAAUAAAGGGUGUUCCUCAUUGUUGUGUGUUUGUUGAUGUAACUUUUAUAUGCUACGGUUUGUACUUAUAAUAAGGUGCAGUCCACGACGAUUAUCAGCACCUUUGGCUGCUAAAGAGUCGGGACUGC
Molecule: messenger RNA, 2409 nt
Organism: Durio zibethinus
Lineage: Eukaryota; Viridiplantae; Streptophyta; Magnoliopsida; Malvales; Malvaceae
Product: protein SIEVE ELEMENT OCCLUSION B-like
Biological process (GO): phloem development
Source: RefSeq, a predicted model, not a curated record